Puccinia graminis f. sp. tritici CRL 75-36-700-3 is the source of this 414-nucleotide messenger RNA. RefSeq lists its product as uncharacterized. Lineage: Eukaryota; Fungi; Basidiomycota; Pucciniomycetes; Pucciniales; Pucciniaceae. The transcript is spliced from 2 exons. The record is from RefSeq and is a predicted model, not a curated record. The coding region runs from base 1 to 414 and encodes 137 amino acids.
AUGGUAGGCAAGACAAAUUGGUGCAUUGAUAAAUGCACUCCCUCCCCCUUCUCACCCACCCACGCCCCCACCCCUCCAAAAGGGGCAGGAAGAGGGGUGUGCAGUACAACCCACCCAAAAAAGGGCAGGUUGGCCUGCAUGCCUGGUCUGGAGGGCCAGGAGGAAUCCCUCCCAGCUAUCAAGACUGUACAAGUCUCAAUGGCCAGGAGGGAUUCUGUCCAGUCUUUGAGACUGUGCAAGUCUCAAAGACCGGGAGAAUCCCUCCCAGACAUUGAGACUGUACAAGUCUCAAUGGCCAGGAGGGAUUCUGUCCAGUCUUUGAGACUGUGCAAGUCUCAAAGACCGGGAGAAUCCCUCCCAGACAUUGAGACUGUACAAGUCUCAAUGGCCGGGAGGGAUUCUCCCGGUCUUUGA